This is a messenger RNA of Lentinula edodes (shiitake mushroom), 528 nucleotides long. RefSeq lists its product as uncharacterized. The coding region runs from base 119 to 322 and encodes 67 amino acids. The record is from RefSeq and is a predicted model, not a curated record. The transcript has a single exon. NCBI's taxonomy places the organism in Eukaryota, Fungi, Basidiomycota, Agaricomycetes, Agaricales, Omphalotaceae.
AAUCACAGUAUUUUCAACGAACCUUGUCAGUAGCAUAGACAUUGUUCCAAAAAAUAAAAUUUAGAAAUACGAACAAAGUUACACCAAGUCAUGCAUUGCUACAAACAAUUAUCCCCAGAUGGUUCAAAAAAGUAAACAGCUUGAAAAAAUCACAUCCACUCAUCAUAAAACCAGUUACAAAACACAACAAAAAACUCUAGUUACAAUGUACCUCAAAAGGUGCAAAGAAUCCAAAAAUAUUACUCUCCAAAUCCCAUUAUUGCUUUCACCUGCUAAUUGUCAACUGACAGUGUCACAAAGGUGCAAGCAAGAAAAGAGAUAGAAAGCAAGAUCCAAAAAGAUCCCCCGACGACACAAGCUGGUACUGCAAUAGCAAGGUCAUCACGUCCCCGUGUUGCAAGCAGAGCACGAAGAGCAAGGGCGGCAAAAAUUAGAUAACCAAAUACGGAGGGCGGUGCCCUCGUAAUAGUGGUUAAACUAUUAAGAACAGAUACUACACUUGAUCUAAGCCAAAAGGCCAGAGUGGUA